Molecule: messenger RNA, 3069 nt
Organism: Orussus abietinus
Lineage: Eukaryota; Metazoa; Arthropoda; Insecta; Hymenoptera; Orussidae
Product: glycine dehydrogenase (decarboxylating), mitochondrial
Exons: 10
Coding region: 73-3063 (996 amino acids)
Biological process (GO): glycine decarboxylation via glycine cleavage system
Cellular component (GO): glycine cleavage complex; mitochondrion
Molecular function (GO): pyridoxal phosphate binding; glycine binding; glycine dehydrogenase (decarboxylating) activity
Source: RefSeq, a predicted model, not a curated record
ACAGGGUCACACCGCGUAAUAAUUAUAAGUUUCAAGAAACUUGAAAGUGUCUUAAAAAGAAGAGAAGAAAAAAUGCAGCGCACCUUUCAAAUGUCGAAAUGUACAAAAUUAUUGCGUGUUCAAGAAAGGUCGCAGAAAAAAGUGUGUCGGUGGUUUUCAUUGACUAAUGUACGUGUUACGCAUUUUGAAAAAUUAUUCUCAGAAAGAGAGGAGUUCCAAGCAAGACACAUCGGCCCUAGGGAACAUGAACAAAAGUCAAUGCUAAAUAGCAUAGGAUUUAAAACACUUGAGGAGUUAACAGAAACGGCUGUUCCAGCUAAAAUUCGACUUCAUAAGGAUUUGGACAUUGAAAGUCCCGUUACCGAAUUCGAGCUCAUGAGAAGAGUAAAAGAAAUAUCCGAAAAAAAUAACAUCUGGCGCUCAUACAUUGGAAUGGGAUAUUAUAACUGCUGUGUUCCGCACACCAUCAUGCGAAACAUUUUUGAAAAUCCUGGUUGGACGACACAGUACACUCCUUAUCAGCCAGAGAUAUCUCAAGGAAGGCUGGAGGGUUUGUUAAAUUAUCAAACGAUGGUUUGCGACUUAACUGGUAUGGAAAUAGCUAAUGCUUCCCUUUUGGAUGAAAGUACAGCUGCAGCUGAAGCUCUUGCACUUACACAUCGACAAAACAAACGAAACAAGCUCUUUGUAUCUAAUAAAGUCCAUCCUCAGACGAUAGGUGUUAUAUCAACAAGAGCAACUUCUUUAGGUCUAGAACUAGAAAUCGGAAACGUCUUUGAGGUAGACACAAGUAAAAAAGAUAUAGCUGGGAUUUUGAUACAAUAUCCAGACACAACUGGGUCGAUUGACGACUUUACAGAUUUAGUAAAGAGAGUUCACAGCGAUGGGACCCUGGUAUGUGCGGCCACAGACUUGCUUGCUUUAACAAUACUUCGACCACCUAGUGAAUUCGAUGUUGACAUUUGUAUCGGAACGAGUCAACGGUUUGGGGUUCCCUUGGGAUAUGGGGGACCUCAUGCAGGCUUUUUUGCCUGCAGACAAAAACAAGUUCGACUAAUGCCUGGAAGAAUGAUUGGGGUGACGAGAGAUGCAAAUGGUCGAGAUGCCUACCGCCUUGCAUUGCAGACACGUGAACAGCACAUAAGAAGGGACAAAGCUACUAGCAACAUUUGUACUGCACAGGCAUUGUUAGCAAACAUGUCGGCAAUGUAUGCAGUAUACCACGGUCCACAUGGAUUGAAAGACAUUGCAACUAGAGUACACGAGCUGACAGUGAUACUUGCAAAAGGCCUGGAAGCAGAAGGAAAUAAAAUAAACACUAAAUAUUUCUUUGAUACAAUUACAGUACUACCCAAGAAUUCCCUGGAAUGUAUCAAGAAGAGCGCUAAUCAGCAUAAGAUUAACUUAAGGUAUAACAAUGACGGAACAAUUGGAGUAUCCCUUGAUGAGACAACAUCUGUACAAGAUGUGAACGAUAUUCUUCAACUAUUCGGUGCAAGCACUACUGUUGAAAAAAUUGCCGAACUUGAAUCAGCAGAUGCCAAGAGUAUAAAUCAUUCUUCUUUUAAACGAUCCAGUUUGUAUUUGCAACAUCCAGUUUUUAAUAGCCAUCAUUCUGAGACACGAAUAGUGCGUUACAUGAAGUGUUUGGAAAAUAAAGAUGUCUCGCUUGUGCACAGUAUGAUUCCACUGGGUUCUUGUACAAUGAAAUUAAAUUCUACCACGGAAAUGAUGCCAUGCAGUUUACAGGGCUUUACAGACAUUCAUCCCUUUGCACCGGUCGAACAAACGAAAGGUUAUCAGCAACUGUUUAGUGAAUUGGAAAAGGAUCUCUGUGCAAUCACUGCCUACGAUAACAUAAGCUUCCAGCCGAAUAGCGGUGCACAAGGUGAAUAUGCUGGAUUGAGAGCUAUUCAAUGUUACCACGAGUCAAAAGGGAAUUCUCACAGACAAGUUUGCUUAAUCCCUACAUCGGCUCAUGGUACGAACCCAGCAUCCGCCCAAAUGGCAGGAAUGCAAGUGGAGCCAGUAUUCGUACGCAAAGAUGGUUCUGUAGAUAUAGAACAUUUGAAGGAAAUGAUAGAUAAGCAUGAAAAGACACUAUCUUGCUUAAUGAUCACAUAUCCUUCGACAAAUGGUGUUUUUGAAGAAACUAUCAGUGAUGUUUGCGGAAUGGUACAUAAUGCUGGUGGGCAGGUAUACUUAGACGGUGCUAAUAUGAAUGCACAAGUGGGACUAUGUCGACCUGGAGAUUAUGGUAGUGACGUUUCUCAUCUCAAUUUGCAUAAAACAUUCUGUAUUCCCCAUGGAGGUGGAGGACCUGGAAUGGGACCCAUUGGGGUGAAGAAGCAUUUAACUCCAUUCCUUCCGGGACAUCCAGUCAUGAAAUCUUUGUUAAACGAAAAAUCUGGUAAUGAAAAUUUAGGUACCGUCUCUGCUGCUCCUUACGGUUCGUCUGCGAUUUUGCCCAUAUCUUGGAGCUAUAUAAAAAUGAUGGGGCCAAAAGGACUUCGUAAAGCCACGCAAGUCGCUAUUUUAAAUGCAAAUUAUAUGAGCAAAAGACUGGAAAAACAUUAUAAAACAUUGUACAAGGGAAAUACUGGAUUAGUAGCACAUGAGUUUAUAUUAGAUAUAAGGGACUUGAAGAAGACUGCUAACAUCGAAGCCGUAGAUAUUGCAAAAAGACUGAUGGAUUAUGGUUUUCACGCACCUACAAUGAGUUGGCCCGUAGCCGGUACUCUUAUGAUAGAACCAACAGAAUCGGAAGAUAAAGUCGAGUUGGACAGAUUCUGUGAAUCACUAAUUUAUAUUAGAAAAGAAAUACAGGACAUUGAAGAUGGUAACAUGGAUCAAAAUAUUAAUCCUCUAAAAAUGGCACCACACACGCAAGAACAAGUUAUCAGUUCAGAAUGGAAUAGGCCUUAUUCACGAGAAGUAGCUGCUUUUCCAGCGCCAUUUACGAAAAACAGCUCAAAAAUAUGGCCUAGUGUGGGUAGAAUCGACGAUAUAUACGGCGACAAGAAUCUAUUUUGUACGUGUCCCCCUAUUCUACCUGAACAAUGAUUGGAA